Messenger RNA from Ochotona curzoniae (black-lipped pika), 866 nucleotides. RefSeq names its product chromosome unknown C1orf159 homolog (gene CUNH1orf159). Lineage: Eukaryota; Metazoa; Chordata; Mammalia; Lagomorpha; Ochotonidae. Bases 120 to 617 code for a protein of 165 amino acids. The record is from RefSeq and is a predicted model, not a curated record. The transcript is spliced from 9 exons.
GUGCUGGGCACGGGUGGGUCCCAUGAACUUCCAGGCGCUUAGCUGACCACUGACCGCCUCGGGCGGGACGGAUCUGAUGUGUGCAGCACUCGUCCUGCAGGGCAGGCCCCGCCCUCUUCAUGCCCCCUGGCAUGGCUCUGCUGCGCCUUGUGCUCCUGGCUGGGCUUCUGGUGAGAGCAGCUGGCACGUCCACAGACAGCCUGGCCCGGCAACCCAAAUGCUGUGUGGAUGUGGUGGACAUCAACACCACCUGCCCAGGCACAAGCCUCUGUGGGCCAGCUGUGGGCCGGACCACAGAGUUCCCCAUGAACAGGAGUGCAGGCACGUCUGGGUGGCCACACUUGGGGGGUCCCCCAGUGGUUGCCGCCCUCUUCCUGGGGACCUUUCUCAUCAGCUCGGGCCUCAUCCUCUCGGUGGCUGGGUUCUUCUACCUCAAGCGCUCCAGUAAGCUUCCACGGAUCUUCCUUGGGAGAGAGAGAGCCCCAGCCCUGCAGCCUGGUGAAGCUGCAGCCAUGAUCCCAGCACCCCAGUCCUCAGUACGGAAGCCACGGUACAUCCGGCGUGAGCGGCCCCCAGAAAGAACCUUCUCAACGGAAGCUCGCAUCAGUAAUGUGUGACCCGGAGACUGUGUGGACCUGGUGGCAGGACAUGACCUUGGGACACCUGCCUGCAACAGGGACACCAAGCCUGCUACCUUCCCAGCAGUCACAGGAUGCAGUUGCCUGGGCUCUGGUGUCACCAGCACAGCUGGCCAUGGGGCCUCAGGCUCCAGGCAUGGCUUCCUACUCGCCUGGCCUCCUACCAUGAGAGCUGUCCCCAGAGCAUGGCCCAGAACCUGGGUCCUGCAAAGGACAGAGCCUUUGAGG